This is a messenger RNA of Rhipicephalus microplus (southern cattle tick), 1456 nucleotides long. It is a transcript of the gene Pgls, whose product is annotated as 6-phosphogluconolactonase. Gene Ontology annotation, molecular function: 6-phosphogluconolactonase activity. NCBI's taxonomy places the organism in Eukaryota, Metazoa, Arthropoda, Arachnida, Ixodida, Ixodidae. Gene Ontology annotation, biological process: carbohydrate metabolic process; pentose-phosphate shunt. The record is from RefSeq and is a predicted model, not a curated record.
GGUUUGUCUCUGGAUUUGUUUUCCGCCGGUCUGCCUUGCCGCUUUGUGCUUGAAAGUUUCCUUGUUGACCUCGUUGUCGUUGAAGUUACCAGGGUCUUUACUUCGUGUCUUUUUAUUUCCAACAUCGCUCACUGACACUCGUAAUCGUCAGGCACCUAUCCUCAUGACGCGAAAAGUUAUUGUAGUGGCGGACAAAGCAGAUCUGCAUUCCCGUCUCAAAGAUUUGAUUCAAGAAGUUGCCGAUACCUUCGUUUCGUCGGGAAAUGAGUUCCUUAAAGUCGGUGUUUCUGGUGGUAGCAUGCCUGGCAUGCUCGCGCAAGUACUUCCUGGUGUCAAAACGGUUUGGAAGAAGUGGCGGUUUUUCUUUUGCGACGAAAGGCUUGUUCCGAUUGAAGAUGCUGAGAAUACUUACGGCAGCUACAAAGCACUGCUUGCACCGAAACUGUGUUUGACAGAGGAACAAUUUGUGCUUGUCAACACAUCACUGCCGCCAUCUGAAGCGGCUCAGAAGUACUCCGAAAAGCUGAAAGAAUACUUCAAGACUGUCCCCAAGUUCGACCUGUUGCUGUUGGGAAUGGGCCCGGAUGGACAUACUUGUUCCCUGUUUCCUGGACACAAGCUGCUUGAGGAGAAAACCAAGUGGGUGGCUGACAUAACAGAUUCUCCAAAGCCUCCUCCAUGCAGAGUGACUCUCACUUACCCAGUCAUCAAUUCUACAAAGCUGGCUAUAUUUCCAAUUGCUGGUGUUGAAAAGGCUGCCACUGUAGCUAAAGUGCUUCACCCAAUGGAAGGGGAGCCGCGCCUUCCAGCAUCUCUGGUUGAGCCCACCGAAGGCGAUGUCGUCUGGCUUUUGGACAGCGGCGCCGCUAGCCAGCUACCCAAAUGAUUCCUCUUCGUGGCACUAUUGCUUUUCAUUAUUUAAUGUGCCUAAAUUGUGCCUGAUAGAUAGCCUUCAUGUGUGCACCUCCGUCUUGCGGGGGCGUGCGCAUGAAGGCUUUCUAGUGCCUGAAAGCUGGGAAGUAUAAGUCUUACAAUAAAUAUUUUGCAUUAAAUGUUUUUUUUUUUUCGUACGUUGUUGUGUGAAAGAAAAGAGCAGGGUUGUUCAUCUUAUCUGUCUCAGAAUCCAGAUUUGGCACAACAAAUGGUGCAACCUUCCAAGCGAUGUUACUGGUAAAUGUAGAAAGCAGAUAGAUCUACAAUACAUCUAGCACACGUCGACCACUACAAGGUUAUAUGCAACCAGGUUAAACAUUACCAGACACUGCUGUUACUGCAUUUGCUACAGCUGCCAACUGCUUGAAAUAUUUUUUUUCCUAUCACUGCGCAUGAAUAAUGAAACUUUUCAGCGCAUUUCUGUUGUUUCUUUAUUUAUCUGUUUUAGCUACUUGGACUUAUACCACACGCCCAAUAUAUUGUAUAAAAUGGCAGUACUUAUGAAUAAAAAUCAGGAGAUCCC